AAAGGCCUGCUGUAUAUGGACUUUUAUUUUGAAGGUUUUUUGGCGCUCAGCCAGGGUGUGAAUGCACCGUCAAUGCAGCAAUGUUAAAACCAGCUCCGCCCAUUUCUAGCAGGUGGUGGUGAUUUAGUGUUUGGUAGAAAUAGACCUGCAUGGAAUGGGUGAAAAAAGGGGACAUUGAUGCUUGCUUUGUUUGGUGUUGUGUGCGUAUAAUAGAUGAACCAAACCACACAUGCACAGAAAAUAAAAGACAUCAAGAACUAAAGUUGCAUCUUCAUGUCUCUGAUCGGACGUCUGUGGUGAACUGGUCCCCCACCGGCUAUCCCCACUGGGUUAAAUCAUCCAGUUUUCUUUAUGGUCCUUCGAGCCGGAGUCCAGAGUUUUCCACAGUUAUGGAGAUGCAGCCAUCAGAGGAUGUUCCUGUUGAGAGACCCAGGAGACAAACAUCUCUACCAGCACACUUGCAGGAUUAUGAUUUGAGUGGUUAUGAUCUACAUAGAUCCUUAUCACCGCCUAGCUAUUCCCAUAAACCCCCUGGUGUUCUGUCACCUGAAGAGGAUGACCGAAUUGACACCCCACAUGUAGCAGCACAGCAUGGUGAUUAUCACAGUCCACAACAGUGGUAUGUAGCAGAUCGCUGGGAUCAGCAUAUGGAAGCCCUGCGAGAAGAGAAUGCUGAUUUAAAGAAACUCCAAAGUGACUUGAUUACUACAGUUCAGCAGCUAAAGGAGGAAAGGGAUGAUCUUAAACAAGCCAACGUCAAGUUUGCAUCGCAGAUGUCUCAACUUGAAGCAGAGGUGAAACAGUUGUUAAGUUGGCAAAAUCAACAGUCACAACCUCCACAGGCAUCUACCCUUUCAGUAUCUUGUCAGUCAAAGGUCCUAGACCGCCCUAAACCAGUUCCAGCCCCAAGGAAGCCGAGAUCAACUGAACCCACAGUAAAUCCAAACCGUGCUCCAGCCUCUCAUGAUGCAUGCAUCGCAAGAUAG
Labeo rohita (rohu) is the source of this 986-nucleotide messenger RNA. RefSeq lists its product as uncharacterized. The record is from RefSeq and is a predicted model, not a curated record. The coding region runs from base 150 to 986 and encodes 278 amino acids. The transcript is spliced from 2 exons. Lineage: Eukaryota; Metazoa; Chordata; Actinopteri; Cypriniformes; Cyprinidae.